GAGCGGUGCGGCAGUGCAGCUAGCGCACUUCUCACUGAGACCCGUCACCCGGACUCUACGUGAGACCCACCGCCCGGACUCACCAUGCGUGAAUGCAUCUCAGUCCAUGUGGGACAGGCAGGUGUCCAGAUGGGCAAUGCCUGCUGGGAGCUCUACUGUCUGGAACAUGGGAUUCAGCCUGAUGGGCAGAUGCCCAGUGACAAGACCAUUGGUGGAGGAGACGACUCCUUCACCACCUUCUUCUGUGAAACCGGAGCUGGAAAGCAUGUGCCCCGGGCAGUUUUUGUGGAUUUGGAGCCCACUGUAAUCGAUGAGAUCCGAAAUGGCCCAUACCGGCAGCUCUUCCACCCAGAGCAGCUCAUCACUGGGAAAGAGGAUGCUGCGAACAACUAUGCCCGUGGACAUUAUACCAUUGGCAAGGAGAUCAUUGACCCAGUACUGGACCGGAUCCGCAAGCUGUCCGACCAGUGCACAGGACUUCAGGGCUUCCUGGUCUUCCACAGCUUUGGUGGGGGCACCGGCUCCGGCUUCACCUCGCUCCUGAUGGAGCGGCUCUCUGUCGACUACGGCAAGAAAUCCAAGCUGGAGUUCUCCAUCUACCCAGCCCCCCAGGUGUCCACAGCCGUGGUCGAGCCCUACAACUCCAUCCUGACCACCCACACCACCCUGGAGCACUCAGACUGUGCCUUCAUGGUGGACAACGAAGCCAUCUACGACAUCUGCCGCCGCAACCUGGACAUCGAGCGCCCCACCUACACCAACUUGAACCGCCUCAUCAGCCAGAUCGUCUCCUCCAUCACAGCAUCCCUGCGCUUUGACGGGGCCCUCAACGUGGACCUGACAGAGUUCCAGACCAACCUGGUGCCCUACCCGCGCAUCCACUUCCCCCUGGCCACCUACGCACCAGUCAUCUCUGCGGAGAAGGCGUACCACGAGCAGCUGUCCGUGGCAGAGAUCACCAACGCCUGCUUCGAGCCGGCCAACCAGAUGGUGAAGUGUGACCCCCGGCACGGCAAGUACAUGGCCUGCUGCCUGCUGUACCGUGGGGACGUGGUGCCCAAGGACGUCAACGCCGCCAUCGCAGCCAUCAAGACCAAGCGCAGCAUUCAAUUCGUGGACUGGUGUCCCACGGGCUUCAAGGUGGGCAUCAACUACCAGCCGCCCACCGUGGUGCCCGGGGGUGACCUGGCCAAGGUGCAGCGUGCCGUGUGCAUGCUGAGCAACACGACCGCCAUUGCGGAGGCCUGGGCCCGCCUGGAUCACAAGUUCGACCUGAUGUACGCCAAGAGGGCGUUUGUGCACUGGUAUGUGGGAGAGGGCAUGGAGGAGGGUGAGUUCUCUGAGGCCCGGGAGGAUAUGGCCGCCCUGGAGAAGGAUUACGAGGAAGUGGGCAUCGACUCCUAUGAGGACGAGGAUGAGGGAGAAGAAUAGACCAGCUGCUUGGAGCCCACUUACUAUGUUUAUUGCAAAAUCCUUUCGAAAUAAACAGUUUCCUUGCACGGUU
Molecule: messenger RNA, 1504 nt
Organism: Pteronotus mesoamericanus
Lineage: Eukaryota; Metazoa; Chordata; Mammalia; Chiroptera; Mormoopidae
Product: tubulin alpha-4A chain-like
Biological process (GO): microtubule cytoskeleton organization; mitotic cell cycle
Cellular component (GO): cytoplasm; microtubule
Molecular function (GO): structural constituent of cytoskeleton; GTP binding
Source: RefSeq, a predicted model, not a curated record